UCGUCUCAUACAUUCAGCUGAAAUUGGAAUCCGCCGCCAUUCUUCUCUUUACCACUUAUUUAUUUUUGCAGAUGAGUAAUCGAAUCAAAAAGGCAGCUAACCUGUGAGUCUGACCUAAUGAUAGUGGACAGAUAAAAGGCGAAGAUAGCGUUGGUGUGCCCGAACCUCAACCAUAGCAAACGAACGUUAUUUCGUGACUCGCCAUUCUAAUGACUGAUUAGCGGUGACUUCAUACGUAUAAUAGCAAAUAUAUGUGGAAUUGUAUCAUAAUAACGACAGAGUCGUAGUACAAAAAUAGGGUAUACUAGUUUUGUUAGUGAUACUGUUGGUUGGUUGUGUUAAUGCUGAUGCUGCUGGGUCGAAACGAGUGUUCUUGAAUGUGUAAAAAUCAGUGAACCCUUGACGGAACAAUGUGCGAGAUAUUUAGCACGCGAUGACAUAAUAGAAACUGAUUAAAGACUACUAAGAAAACGACAGAUCAGUGUAACUCAACAGCUGUCAGUUUGUAUGGCAUGGCCGCCGAAGGCACAGGCUUUGAGCUGCACCAAGCGGUCUUUAAACACGAUGUCCAAAAGGUGGCAGAGCUUGUACGGACGACUGAUCUCUCGCUUAAGGACAAAUAUGGAAAUACGCCGCUGCAUCUUGCUGUGAUGCUAGGAUAUAAUGAAAUCGUGAAUUUACUACUAGCAAAUGGAGCUACUGUACAGGUUCGAAAUGCUCAAGGAUGGACACCUCUCCGGGAAGCAGUAAGCCGUGGAGAUCGUCAGUUGAUAGGCGGGCUUCUUCGAAAGUUGAAGCAGCAAUCACGGGAUACGAUGCAAGGGCGGAGACCUGAUCUAUUGAACAUGCUAUCUGCUAUAGGAGACUUUUAUAUGGAAUUAAAAUGGGAUUUCCAGAGCUGGAUUCCAUUAGUAUCAAGGAUCCUUCCAUCGGACACCUGCCGAAUUCAAAAACGGGGCAACUCGAUCCGGAUGGACACAACUCUCAUUGACUUUCAAGACAUGAAAUGGGAACGUGGCGAUAUCACUUUUCUUUUGCAAGGCAACUGCCAGCCUGGAAAAAUGGUCGUUGUUUUGGAUAAUACGCAAAAGGUUUUUCAAAUGGUGCGCUACCCGGAAAGUGAGGCUGAACUGGAGGAUGAAAUCGAUAUGUUAAUGAGCACAGAUAUUUUGUCUGCCCACUUCUCGACAAAGAAUGUCACCUUUUCACGCGUGCAGACUGGGUGGCUGUUACGGGAAAGUCGUACGGAAAAGGUAUCGCGCUUCUUAGCAGACUUUUAUCACGUACACGGAUUAGAGUUUGAAUGGCGAAAAAGACGAGAACAUCUGUCUGAACAGGAUCUCAUUAACCAGAAGGCCAUGGUGGAUAGUAUCAAAGGUGGCAAAACGUCAGCGCUUGCCGAAAUCGAACAUCCAACUCGUCGUGAAUCGCUGCCACCUCCACCGCCUUGUACGCUGACAUGGGAUGAUUAUAUAAACAAUAAUAAUAACGAAGACGCUCCCAUACUUGGCAGGACGCCUGUAUGCAAGUACACACGAAAAAGUUUUAAGGCCGUCGUUGCCAUGAGCAACGACUUCCCUAUGUCGGUUGAGCAUUUGCUCAACAUCCUUGAGUUUAUAACGCCGUUUAAGCACUUCAAUAAACUUCGAGAGUUUGUUGAAAUGAAGCUUCCAUCGGGAUUCCCCGUCAAGAUUGAGCUGCCGAUUCUGCCCACAGUCACAGCGCGGGUGACCUUCCAGGAGUUCGAGUUCCGUGACAAUCUUCAUCCGCAGUUGUUUCACAUUCCACAGGGUUACCGAGAAGACAAAGGUCGUUUUCCAGGCCUUUAACAUUUGACACAGAAACAAUUUGAGUGAAUAAACAUAUGAACGCACAGGCAAAUGAAAACAAAAAAUAGAACGAAAAGUGACUGAAUAGUGAGUGGAAUUGCAUAACUUAGGGUUGACACUUGAAAGCCCUGACCGUAAAGAUCCAGAAUAAUCUCUAAGCCAAUAAUAUUGGCCGUCGGAUUAAGGCAGCCCAGCGAAAUGGUCAGUCUACCGCAGCAAUAAGUGGUCGUCGAACUCUAAGUUCAAGUUUGAGAAUCGAGCUCAAAGCUCGUAUUGACGUUGUGAAUAACUAAAUCCAUAGCUUUAGAUGCAAGAUUUGAGAAACUGGCCGGCAAAAUCGGUCACUGUUAUUUUCACUCCGUAGGUAUCUGAAAGACUCAUUCUUCGCAUGGUCAUGCGUUCAUCAGUUAUUGUCCAUCGUUCGAAAAUAUGUGAAGCAACAUUCGUUCAAUUAGGUGCCAUUGCACUGGCCACGUGGGUAUAUAGGGUAAUGCAUCAGACAGUACGCAGUAAUUGAUUUCGCUUACUUCCAGUUGCAUUAUUUCGAUUGUAGUUGCGGUGUUCAAAGAAAGACAAAUUCUCAAAUAAUCAAGGACGAAUUUCCAGUCAAUUUAAACUUGAACGUAGAUUUGUCCUGAACUUCUACUAGAACGUGCUUAACGGUACGAUUAUGCUGAAUAUAUUUCAUAUAUUCAGCAUAAUAUUAUUAUAAUUCAUAUAUUUCAUAUUCAGUUUUCCGUAUUAACAGAAAAAAUUGCUUGACAAAUAUUGCUUUUUAAAUCAAGUUUAGAUUAGCACGAAGUUACGAAACGAGCCAAUUGACGACGCCCUAAAUGGAAGUUCUACUACAAAUAAUGUUGUACAGUAUAGCACUGGGUUUGCGUGCAUGUCAAGAGGUCAUGCACCAACUAGUCAGUUUGUUAUCAUAUUGCUACUAGGGAGUUUCUUUUUUAAUAUUGAAGUAUUUAUUUAUACGAUCCCUUACCUUGUUUUUGAGCCAUCCCGUACACCAGAAUACGGACUAUUUACAGGAAGAUAUAUUUCUAUCAUUCUCAACGGCAUACAUAUCAUUCAUUCCUCAGAGUACCUGAUAGCUAUAAUAGACCACAAAUAUAGCCCUUUUUUUGUCGGUGUCCCUCAUAAUCGUAUCUGAUAUGAAAAUAAUUAAUAAUAACAUCAAUCUGAGGCGGUUUUACUAAUUAGAUACACUAUAUAUUGAGGAUAAUAAUAAAAAUCAUCAUAAUAAAAUUGGGGAAAUAAUAAUGGUGAUAAUUAUUAAUAAUAAUGACGACCCUAUAGAAUGUCAGAAAGACCGUUUUGACAAUUUCAAUAAGGGUUAUUACUUAUGCAUUAUAUCUGUCCAGUUUCUUUUAGUCCUAUGCCCAGCGAAUAUACACUGACCUAUUUAGAAGUAUGAUGCUCGGAAGGCUACGGUGUUAACCGGAAGUGGCAUAGCUCAGUGUCCUUUAUUAGCUGGACUCUGUAUACUGUUGGAACAUGAAGUAACUCGGCGCCUUAUUUUUACGGGUUUUUUUUUAAACGUAGAAAUAAUAAGGAGCAACAUAAAAAAAUAAUUUAACAUUCAGUGAUCAGGCUUGUUUCUUUUUUUUAAUACUUAAUAAAAAGCGACUCUAUUUAGCAUUCGGUUGCUGUGUGUAUCCUCAUUGCAUUUCAGCACCUUGUUAUUUUGGUAAAGAUCGUAGUUGCUAUGACGUAAGGAUGUCUUAGUGCACUAGCAUCAAGGAUAGAAGCAAGCUUAUUUUUAUAGUGAGUGCAAAAGGACAAUUUUCGUUAAUGUUUACACUUGUAACAUCCUAGUGUUUUGUUGAAAUGUAUGUAGAUAUGUGCAUGUAUUGCUCCUGGCAACUGAAAGUCAAAAGCCAUUCUAUGCUAAAGCGCUGUUUCUCUGAAGAUCUAGUUGACAAGGAUUAUGAUAAGAGUAAAAUUAUAAUGUGAAGUUCUAACACUAUAAUUAUUUCGAGUCGCCGCAUUUGCGAGACAGAAUAUGUCCCCGUACAGAAUGAGAUACUGAUAAGCAAACGUUAAUCGUUAGUGAAACAAAGAAGAGACUUUAUACUACAAGACGCACUGUCCGACCCUUAAAGUUAUAUGUGGACCAAACCGGUCUAGUUAGCAUGUACGCAAUGGAGUUUUCCUAUUUAACAUUUUGUGUUUAACGUUUCAACAUUUUGUUCGUUAGCUAACCGCCAGUGAGUAUAUAAAUUCGAAUAUAUUCAAUGUCACGGUCGCUUCUAAAACUGCGCGAGACGGGAGAACAGUAUAGUAAGCAGGUAAAUUACGAGAGAAGCCCCCUUUCGCAGUUAGUAAUAAGUAUGUCAUACUUGCUACUUAACGUUAUAGAACAUCAAGGACAUGUCACCCGAUUCACUAAACUAGAGCGCCUCCCCCCUUUUCCACCCCCGCAUUUUAUCACCUAACGACAGCAGCAUACCGGGUUGUAGCAUGGGCGCAUCUUCUAUAGAUAGCAGAUGUGUUGUGACACAACAAGACAAUAACGAAUAAAGUCGUGAAGGCAAAAUGAAAUCAAAUUGAUACUACAAGAAUGACCGAUACAAUCUGCUACCACCCGUUUUAAUUUUACAUUAUAAUUUUAUAUUCUUUGCAUGGUGCACUUAAGUGACUAAAGAAAACGAACAAGGGGACAAAGGGGAACCUAAUUAUAAUGUGCGAUAUGUUGAGCUGCUCGAUAAACGCUUUGACACAUAAUCGAAUGUUUUCCCCUUCAUACUUGAGCAGUGUGACUGUAGUGAAAAAAUCUGGCGCUUAAAUGAUCCUAAAGUUUUUAGGGUGACAAAUUUAUUCUAUCGAAUUCAUUAUACGUUAAGCUUAACAACGUAAAUAAAGUUGAAGAUUAAAGUUGAGAUAAUUUUUCCGAUAUUCUCAUUUCGACAUAUUGUCGUUUCUUACUACCGGAUUGCUAAGGAACAAGUUUAGAUAUUUGUCAAAUCAGCCCCUAUUCAUUUAGUGGGCACCUAACACCUUUAUCGUAGGCAAAAUCACUUGUACUAUACGCCCUCUUUAGUCUAAUCAAUUGAAAAUACACAACAGGUGCACGCAUUUCCGACGAGUUCAUAUUAUUAAAUAAUUUAAUUAGAUAUUUCAUCCAAGAGUUUGUUUUAUGGCCAAGCUUGGUGCAGGCAACAAGGUAAACGGCGGCUCUAUUUUAAUGUUAGGUGCUUCAGUUUUAGCGAAAAUCAUAGCUAUGGUUGUAAAUAGUAGAUGGAAAAAAAAAUUCAAAAAUGUACAUCAAAAAACUAAGAAUGUAUGAGUUUAGACAACAAGUCACAGGUUAA
Molecule: messenger RNA, 5143 nt
Organism: Varroa destructor (honeybee mite)
Lineage: Eukaryota; Metazoa; Arthropoda; Arachnida; Mesostigmata; Varroidae
Product: ankyrin repeat domain-containing protein 13C-B
Biological process (GO): protein retention in ER lumen
Cellular component (GO): cytoplasm
Molecular function (GO): signaling receptor binding
Source: RefSeq, a predicted model, not a curated record